Messenger RNA from Electrophorus electricus (electric eel), 2167 nucleotides. It is a transcript of the gene nudt13, whose product is annotated as nudix (nucleoside diphosphate linked moiety X)-type motif 13. NCBI's taxonomy places the organism in Eukaryota, Metazoa, Chordata, Actinopteri, Gymnotiformes, Gymnotidae. The record is from RefSeq and is a predicted model, not a curated record. Gene Ontology annotation, molecular function: hydrolase activity; metal ion binding.
CUGUUCCCCAAGCGGCGGAUGAUACAGCGGAAAUCGGACUAUAACGCAACGCAAUUCGGUACUUCUUCUACUGGCCGGCCAGUUUGCCGCUGGGAUGAACGUUAGCAAUUUUGCCCCCCUAUGUCCUCGCCCACACCCUGCGCUUGUGCGCACAGCCCGUUUAUGGUCACCGGGGUCUAUGCGUGGUCAUUUUUUUCUCGAGAAACCCAUCAACUUUCCGCAAUCUGAGGAGGGAGCUGCAGGAAGCGCAGAGAGAAACCUUACACGGUUAACCGCCAGCCGGGUUGCGUAUCCUCGGUCUCCAUAAAUCUGGCAGCCUGCUGAAAAUGCGAUCGCUGCAGCUCCUGUUCAACCCGAAUCUGCUGUUCUCCCGGCCCCUUUCCACCUACUUAUCCCGCACGAGGUAUCUGAUGACGCUGAAAGAGGACGACGAAGCGUGCCGGCACGCGCUGAAAUCCGGAACCCUGCUGCUCUACCACGAGCUCGCGCCUCUCCUGCGGCGCAGCGAAGGCACCUGUCACCUGGCACGUUUUACCUGUCCAGAUGUUGGGAGAACUUUGGAGGAGCUGGGAAAAGGUAAAGAGCUCAUCAGAGAGGCAGUUUUGCUUGGCUGCAGAGAGACCGGCGUGCCUCAGUUUGCCCUGGAUGUCGGCGGAUUCGAUCGGAAUGGGAUGGAGCAGCUCUGCAACGGUGUUUUCACUGAUCUUAGGAAAGCCUUCUUUCUGCUUACAGAACCAGAGGCCUCUCUGGCAGCUAAAGGCCAGGCCCUCCUGCGCUGGCACCAGACGCAUGGGUUCUGCAGUGCCACUGGGCAGCCCACGGUGCGCAACCAGUCUGGCAGCCAGCGUGUCUGCCCCAACAGUGGCGUCACCUACUACCCCCAGAUGGCGCCAGUGGUGAUAGUUCUGGUGUCGGAUGGGAGCAGGUGUCUCCUGGCUCGCCAGCGUUCGUUCCCUACGGGCAUGUACAGCGCGUUGGCUGGUUUCUGUGACCUCGGGGAGACGCUCGAGGAGGCCUUGCGGAGGGAGCUAGCCGAGGAGGUGGGGCUGGAGGCGGAGGAUCUGCGCUACUCAGCGUCACAGCACUGGCCGUUCCCUCAGAGCUCGUUUAUGGUGGCCUGCCACGCUACAGUCAGCCCACACAAAACGCAGGUAAGCCUGGAUAAGACAGAGCUGGAAGAUGCCCGCUGGUGCAGUCUGGAAGAGAUCCAGGCAGCACUGACGAUCAGGAAACCCCCACAUAACCCAGAGGCACAACCUCCAGGCUUCUGGAUCCCACCCGCUUACGCCGUAGCCAACCGGCUCAUCCAGGAGUGGGCUGACGAGCGAGGGCUUAAACUGAAAUAGCGCAGGUCUCCGUGUGGAAUGUAUAGGUCACCUCUGAGCCUUCUCAUCACAGUAAACCCAAGCGUGAGAGCAGAUGAACUCAAAAUGCUUGUUCAUCUUCCAGAGCGACCCAGAGAAAGGCAACAGAUACACAAUGAGAGUUACAUGAUGGAAUCUGAUGCAUUUUUAAAAAUAUAAUUAACAUAGAAAAAUGUCGAAGGAAAGUAUUUCAACUGAAGAUGCUAGUACAUGAACUUCAAAAGAAAGGCACACAUGUUGUGCUGAAUGUAUAUUGACUCACUACUGCUUUUUGGUUGUAAUCCCUGAUCCAGUCAACACCCUGGCACAGCUUGUUUCUUCGUAGGCCCAGUUUUACCGCUACUUGCCUGAAGCACGCCACCGAAUCCACAGCUCAGACAUGAGCCUUUUGUAAUCUUGCCGGUGGUUCCCUCCUCUAAACCUUACCCUUGGUGAUCCUGCAGCUUUUAGAUGGGCCUUCUUAGGUUCAGUGUGCCCCUGACCGUGUCGACAAGUAACAAUUUUGGUCACCAGGCUUGAACGCUAAUUCGGCCACAACUCUGCUGCCUUGUUACUGACGGCUGGUUCACCCGGGCUCACGUAGAGGUCGAGAGGCCUUGGUAUGCUGCUCUAACAGUGAGGCAGGGAAGCACGACUGCAGGGGAGACAGCAGCCACGUGGAACACGAAGUCUGCAGUCUGGACUUUUCCCUUUCCAAAGGCAGAUACUGCAGGCUGUCUUCAGAUAACUUAAUUUGAAUUAAAAAAAACAAAACAAAACAAAAAAAAAACCACCACCAUUUCACACACACACACAUAUUUACA